UUUUUCAUUUAUCAAUAUAAAACGAUAGAGUUACAUAUUAAUUUAAGUAGUGAUAAGAAAUAUUUAUACUAGCGUCAUCUAUCAUAUUACCGCUGUAUUAUGGUAAAUAAAUGUGUUAAACCUAUGGACAUAAUAUAAAAACAAUGCGAAAAACUAGCGAUUUUAAUUAAUUAAAAAGUGGAAUUAAAAUGUCAGACGAAUCAGAAUAUGAUGUCGAACCAGAGGAAUUUGAUAUUUAUAAACGAAAAUAUCAAUUACUACUAGAUAGGUGUGAAGUUUUACAACAGGAAAACGAGAGAUUAGUUUAUCGUAUCCAACAUGUUAGAAAACUUCUAAAACGUACAAGAAAGGAAAAAAAAUUUUUAAUUGAUCGUUUGGAUCAACAUGGUGAUCGCUGGCGAGAAGCACCUAUGGGAGUUCUUGAAGAAAAUAAUGUAUUUCAAAUAACACCGAAACCAGAGAAAGGACCAAAAGCCACUGCUCAUAAUUCUAAAGAAGAGAAAACUAAAAAAGGGACAAAACGAAAAGGUGCAAAAACAGAUCCAAAUGCUCCAAAAAGACCAGCAAACCCAUUCUUUCAAUUCUGUCAAGAGCAAAGACCCCGGGUUAUGGAACGAUUAGCUGGAGAACCAGAACCAAGCAAGCAAGAGCUCACCAGACAACUUGCAACUACUUGGAAAUCUCUUAGUUCAGAAGACAAAAAAGUAUAUUAUGACAUGUAUGAACGAUCCAAAGAAAAAUAUGUUGCCGAAAUGCAAAUUUAUAAUAAAAAAUCGGAAGAUGCGCCAAAUCACAUGUCUUUAAAUAUAACGUAGUACUUGUAUUUAAGAUAAAUGAUAUUUAUAAAUACUUAAUUUAUAAUCGUA
Messenger RNA from Frieseomelitta varia, 866 nucleotides. Its product is annotated as non-histone chromosomal protein 6-like. Gene Ontology annotation, molecular function: transcription cis-regulatory region binding. The transcript is spliced from 4 exons. NCBI's taxonomy places the organism in Eukaryota, Metazoa, Arthropoda, Insecta, Hymenoptera, Apidae. The record is from RefSeq and is a predicted model, not a curated record. The coding region runs from base 189 to 815 and encodes 208 amino acids.